Molecule: messenger RNA, 2670 nt
Organism: Vitrella brassicaformis
Lineage: Eukaryota; Vitrellaceae
Source: the annotation of a GenBank genome assembly
GUGCCUUCCCCCCUACCGUUGUCCAAUGCCAAGACGACUCGGCGGCUCCACCCACUGAGAGCCAGCACCAGCGUCACCAUGCCGACACACACACACAACCGGCCAGCAGCGAGCAGGAGUCUGCACACGCCCACACCCCCUCCCCCUCCCCCUCUCCAUCUCUCUCUCCCCUUUCGCCCAUUCUUUGGCGGCGGCUGUCGUCGAGCAAGUGGUUCGGCAGACACGCACCCCCCUGUGUGUGUGAGGAGAUGAAAGUGCGGGACGAUGAGAGCGACCGUUCGACGGUGGUGUCUGAGGGCAUGAGUGAGGUGAUUGAGGACGCCGUGCUGGUGCCCGACCGGAUGGCGGGCGACUGGGAGGAUGAGGUGCCCGCGGGAGCCACCGUCGUGUACAGGAAGGAGAAAGACGAGGGACCCCUGGGGCAGGCCCUCGGGUAAGGAGAGGAGCUUCUGCUCGCUGGUCCGCUCCCUGUGCCCAUUCUCUCCCCCCCUUCUCUCUGUGUCUGUGUGUGGUUCGACCAGGUUCGUUGCGUGGGUGUUGUUUCUCGCCUCGUACAUCGUGGGUGCGACCAUCCUGCCCCUGGCGGCCUUCACGGCCAUAGCGCACCAUGCGUGGGGGGCGGCGACGGCACUGACGGCGCUGCUGUUGUUCCCUUUCCUGCCCGUGUCGACGUGGAUCGCCAGCCUGCCCUUCACUGUGUGGGGGCUCGACGAGCUGCACUGGGCCUGCCUGGGGCUGCUCAGACAGGCCCGACACUGGACAGGACCUGGUGAGUGAGUGAGUGAGCACAGACACACCACACAGUGGCAUCUCCUCUGGCGUGUGUGCGUGUGUGUUGUGUGCAGGCAGCGGAGUGGUGUAUGAGGAUUUGGCUGCGGUUCAGAGUGCGGGCAAGGACGGCAAACCGCCCACAGUCAUCUGCUGCCACCCACACGGCAUAUUCGCUGCGGUAUGGCCACACACACACACUCACACACACGCACGGAGGAACACGCAGCGACGGCGUGUGUGCGGUGUCUGUGUGUGUGUCUGUCAGGGUGUUGUGGUGCUGACUUCCAACGGGGAUCUGAGCGGUCUGAAGGCGCGGACCAUCACCUCAUCGUUUCUCUACUACUUCGCCCCCACACUCAGGUACGCACACACUCACACACACGCGCGCGCACGACGGAGCAACCAAAUGAGCGUGUGUCGUGCGUGAUGCAUGUGAUGCGUGUUGUAUCAACGAAUGUAUCAAGGAUCUUCCUGGCUCCCGCGGGUGUGCUCGGUGCGGCGAGAAAAGAGGACUUCACCAACUACAUGAAGGUACCUACCUGCAUGGCAUGGGUCGCUCUUCGUGUGACGGCACACGUCAUGCGCUUGUGUGUGUGUGUGUGUGUAUUUAGCGUGGUGAGAACAUGACUAUGGUUCCUGGUGGCUUCCACGAGGCGACCAUCUCCUGCCCACACAAAGACAGAGUCUACCUCAGAAAGCGAAAAGGUUAGUGGGAGGGAGAGAGAGAGGGAAAGGCAGGUACCACAUCACGCAACACAGCACACAGCUCACAAAUCGUCUGGACGUCCGUCGUGUGUGCAGGGUUUGUCAAGUACGCCCUGCAGCACGGGUAUGCCCUCACCCCCGUCUACACCUUCGGCGAGUGCGACACAUUCAGCAACGUACAGGUAUGUGAGUAUGUGAGCAGAGCAAGCAGCAAGACGCGACGCACAGCCAGACAGACAGACACACACCAUAACAUGAAUGGCUGUGUGUGUGUGCAUGGGUCUAUCUGUUGUGGAUGAAGGGUGGGUGGAAGUGGCGGUUUGCGCUCAACAGCUUCGGCGUCCCCACAGUGCUCUUCUGGGGCGUCCCCUUCGCACCACUACUACCACGCAGGUCACUCACAAAUACCACUACAGUGGUGCGCACCCAUCUUCUCUCUCUCUGUCUCUCUGUCUCUGUCUCUCUGUCUGUCUGUCUGUCUGUCUCUCUGUCUCUCUGUAUGUGCAAUAUGUGCAGAGUGCCGAUGUUGGUAGUGGUUGGGAAGCCUUUGCAGCUGCCGUGCAUCCCCACCCCCACCCGCGACGAGGUGGCCGAGUACCACGAGAAGUACAUCCACCACCUCCAGAAGCUCUACGACAAAUUCGCACCACUCUACUACGGACACAUACAGGUACACGACACGCAUCAUCCUAUGACAUUCCGGACACUCCCCGCCCGCCCCACCAAUGUGCUGUGUGUGUGUGUGUGUGUGUGUCCAUCCCCCAGCCGCGUGCCAACGUUGAGUCAGGGGCGGAGCACCUGCCGCAGGUGUCCAAGAGUGCGUGGAAGCCCGACGAUGAGGGCGGCGGCCAGGGGGUGGCCCCCAGAAGCAACGGCGCCAGUACCAAGUGGGAGAGAGCCCUGCCCACACUCGAGGUGUGGUAGCUAGUGCUGCAGACUGGGCAGACAGACAGCAGGCGGCCCCCUGGUUUUUUCGAUGUGCAGAGGGAGGGAUGUUUGUCAUGACUCUUUUUCGGUUUUUCUGGUGGUUUCUGACCGAGUGGUGAGUGGGCGGUUUUUGCUGGUGUGUGCGGUGCGUACACGGUUGUGUGUGCGUGGAAUGGACGACAAGAAGCAUGGCAGUUUUUUGAUGUGCGAGCGUCGUGGAGAGUGAGUGAGUCGGCCGGCUGCUCGGCCAAUUGGUGUGAAAUCUGG